AUGCAGUUCUCUACCCCCCUUGCCCUCCUGGCCCCUUUCCUGCUAACGCUCCUCGCAGCGCCGAACCCGUACCCGGCCCCUGCGCCCGACGAGGCCUUCGACUUCGACGAUAUCGGCGACGCCUUCAAGGAUGCCUUUAGCGACGAAAACAAGGGCCAGCUCCUGAGCCAGCUCGAAGACAUCGGCGACGACGUCAAGGAGGCGGCGAGCGGCGCAUGGGGGAAGAAGGUGGACGACUGCCUGGUUGUGCAGUGCGCCGCAGCCCUGGGUCCCACCGUCGUGACCUGCGUCACAUCCGAGCUCAUCAGUCCGCUGCCUUGUAUUGCCGGCGUGCUCACCACUAUCUCUGACCCGCCAUCUGAGUGCGACGGGUGCCCCCAGGCGGUGGCAAAGGCGGUCAAGAACGAGGACUAG
Molecule: messenger RNA, 414 nt
Organism: Neoarthrinium moseri
Lineage: Eukaryota; Fungi; Ascomycota; Sordariomycetes; Amphisphaeriales; Apiosporaceae
Exons: 2
Coding region: 1-414 (137 amino acids)
Source: RefSeq, a predicted model, not a curated record